Messenger RNA from Acanthisitta chloris (rifleman), 4687 nucleotides. It is a transcript of the gene CLASP1, whose product is annotated as cytoplasmic linker associated protein 1. Gene Ontology annotation, molecular function: microtubule binding; kinetochore binding. The record is from RefSeq and is a predicted model, not a curated record. The transcript is spliced from 38 exons. NCBI's taxonomy places the organism in Eukaryota, Metazoa, Chordata, Aves, Passeriformes, Acanthisittidae. Gene Ontology annotation, cellular component: cytoplasmic microtubule; mitotic spindle; spindle microtubule. The annotation marks the transcript as partial. Gene Ontology annotation, biological process: mitotic spindle assembly.
GUGGUUCUCCUGGGGAUUGACAUAAUUUCUGCACUAGUGUCCCGUUUGCAAGAUCGCUUCAAGGCCCAGAUUGGCACAGUGCUGCCAAGUUUACUUGAUAGGCUGGGAGAUUCUAAGGACUCAGUAAGGGAGCAGGAUCAGACGUUGCUGCUGAAAAUCAUGGAUCAAGCUGCUAACCCUCAGUAUGUGUGGGACAGGAUGCUAGGAGGAUUCAAACACAAAAAUUUCCGGACAAGAGAAGGGAUUUGCCUCUGCCUUAUUGCAACACUCAAUGCAUCUGGAGCUCAGAGUUUAACACUGAGUAAGAUAGUGCCACAUAUAUGUAACUUACUUGGAGAUCCAAACAGCCAGGUUCGAGAUGCAGCAAUAAACAGCCUUGUGGAAAUUUACAGACAUGUUGGUGAACGUGUAAGGGCUGAUCUCAGUAAAAAAGGAUUACCCCAGUCUCGAUUGAAUGUAAUUUUUACAAAAUUCGACGAGGUCCAAAAAUCUGGAAACAUGAUCCAGAGUUCAGGUGAUAAAAUUUUUGAUGAUGAAGAUUCCGUGGAUGGGAACAGACCUUCCUCGGCUAGCUCCUCUACAUCUUCAAAGGCCCCUGCAAAUUCCCGCAGAGUUGGGAUGGGGACUACCCGCAGGCUUGGGUCUGCACCUCUGGGCUCCAAGUCUUCAACAGCCAAAGAGGGAGCAGGUGCUGUGGAUGAAGAAGACUUCAUUAAGGCAUUUGAAGAUGUCCCAACGGUUCAGAUUUAUUCCAGCCGGGAUCUCGAGGAAUCCAUAAACAAAAUCAGAGAGAUACUAUCAGAUGAUAAGCAUGACUGGGAACAGAGAGUUUCUGCGUUGAAGAAGAUUCGGUCCUUACUUUUAGCUGGGGCUGCAGAAUACGAUAACUUCUUCCAACACUUAAGGCUUUUGGAUGGAGCAUUUAAAUUAUCUGCUAAAGACCUGCGAUCCCAAGUAGUGAGAGAGGCUUGUAUCACAUUGGGACAUUUGUCAUCAGUUCUGGGAAACAAGUUUGACCAUGGGGCAGAAGCCAUUAUGCCAACAAUUUUUAAUCUAAUUCCGAAUAGUGCCAAAGUCAUGGCCACUUCUGGUGUUGUAGCAGUUAGAUUAAUCAUUCGACAUACGCACAUCCCUCGGUUAAUACCCAUCAUAACCAGUAAUUGUACCUCCAAGUCUGUUGCAGUUAGAAGACGCUGUUUUGAAUUUUUAGACUUGCUGUUACAGGAGUGGCAAACACACUCCCUAGAAAGACACAUAUCAGUGUUAGCUGAAACAAUAAAGAAGGGAAUUCAUGAUGCAGACUCUGAAGCCAGGAUAGAGGCAAGAAAGUGUUACUGGGGUUUCCACAGCCACUUCAGCCGAGAGGCAGAGCAUUUGUACCACACUUUGGAGUCUUCCUACCAGAAGGCCCUGCAGUCACAUUUGAAGAACUCUGACAGCAUCGUGUCCUUGCCACAGUCAGAUCGCUCCUCCUCCAGCUCCCAGGAGAGUCUCAACCGUCCACUGUCUGCCAAAAGAAGUCCUACUGGAAGUACUACAUCUAGAGCAUCUACAGUAAGUACAAAAUCUGUGUCAACACCAGGAUCUCUGCAGCGAUCCCGCAGUGACGUCGAUGUGAAUGCAGCAGCUAGUGCCAAGUCAAAAGUGACGUCUUCUGGAGCAUCCACCCCCUUCAGUUCUGCUGCAGCCUUGCCCCCAGGGUCAUACGCAUCACUAGGUCGGAUUCGUACAAGGAGACAGAGCUCUGGCAGUGCCACAAGUGUCACCUCAACGCCUGCUGAUACUCGAGGCCGCAGCCGGGCCAAAGUAGUUUCCCAGUCCCAGCGAUCCAGAUCAGCUAAUCCUGCUGGUGCUGGCAGCCGGUCUAGUUCUCCGGGUAAGCUCUUAGGAAGCAGCUAUGGUGGCCUGAGCGGUGGAACAUCCAGAGUCCAGCCAGUGCCAUCAUCUUCAGAGAAGCGCAGCAAGAUUCCCAGGAGCCAAGGAUGCAGUCGGGAGACGAGUCCCAACAGAAUAGGACUAGCACGGAGCAGUCGUAUCCCCCGACCCAGCAUGAGUCAGGGGUGCAGUCGUGAUACCAGCCGUGAGAGCAGUCGAGAUACAAGCCCUGCUCGGGGCUUUCCUCCACUUGACCGGUUUGGGCUCGGCCAGCCAGGCAGGAUGCCUGCUUCUGUGAAUGCCAUGCGAGUCCUGAGCACAAGCACAGAUCUGGAGGCUGCUGUGGCUGAUGCACUGAAAAAGCCAGUGAGAAGAAGAUACGAGCCCUAUGGGAUGUACUCCGACGACGAUGCUAACAGUGAUGCAUCGAGCGCGUGCUCGGAGCGCUCCUAUGGCUCCAGGAACGGGGGCAUCCCACACUACCUGCGGCAGACUGAAGAUGUGGCUGAGGUCCUGAACCAUUGUGCCAGCUCCAACUGGUCCGAAAGGAAAGAAGGGCUCAUAGGUCUUCAGAAUUUACUGAAAAGCCAGCGGACACUGAGCCGAGUCGAGUUAAAAAGGCUAUGUGAAAUAUUUACUCGCAUGUUCGCUGACCCUCACAGCAAGCGAGUCUUCAGCAUGUUUCUGGAAACCCUGGUUGAUUUCAUCAUCAUUCAUAAAGAUGACUUGCAGGAUUGGCUUUUUAUUCUCCUGACCCAGUUGCUGAAGAAAAUGGGAGCCGAUUUGUUGGGGUCUGUGCAGGCAAAAGUUCAAAAAGCUCUGGAUGUCACCAGGGAUUCUUUUCCAUUUGAUCAGCAAUUUAACAUUUUGAUGAGGUUUAUUGUAGACCAGACUCAAACACCAAACCUGAAGGUGAAAGUUGCUAUCCUGAAGUAUAUUGAGUCCUUGGCAAGACAGAUGGAUCCAACAGACUUUGUGAACUCCAGUGAGACAAGACUUGCUGUAUCUAGAAUUAUAACUUGGACAACAGAACCAAAGAGCUCAGAUGUGAGAAAGGCAGCACAAAUAGUCCUGAUUUCUCUCUUUGAAUUGAACACUCCUGAGUUUACCAUGUUACUUGGUGCCUUGCCAAAAACAUUCCAGGAUGGUGCUACCAAGCUCCUGCACAACCACCUCAAGAACUCCAGUAACACCAGUGUAGGUUCCCCCAGCAAUACCCUUGGUCGGACUCCUUCCCGGCACUCCAGCAGCAGAACCAGCCCCUUAACUUCACCUACCAACUGUUCCCAUGGUGGAUUGUCUCCAAGUCGGCUCUGGGGUUGGAGUGCAGAUGGGCUGUCGAAGCACCCCCCUCCCCUUUCUCAGCCUAACUCCAUCCCCACUGCUCCUUCCCACAAGACUUUCAGACGCUCUUACUCUCCCAGUAUGCUGGAUUAUGACACGGAGAACCUAAACUCUGAUGAAAUCUACAGCUCUCUUCGUGGAGUCACGGAAGCGAUUGAAAAAUUUAGUUUCCGUAGUCAAGAGGACCUGAAUGAGCCAAUCAAACGUGAUGGAAAGAAAGACUGUGACAUUGUGUCUCGAGAUGGUGGCCUGGCUUUACCCAGUGGUGAUGUCCGUGGAAGCAGUGACAUUGUGGAAGGUGGAAGGAUGGCUUUAGAUAACAAAACCUCCCUACUUAACACCCAGCCACCCCGCGCCUUCUCGGGGCCACGCGCUCGAGACUAUAACCCCUACCCUUACGCUGACACAAUUAACACUUAUGACAAGACUGCCCUGAAGGAAGCAGUGUUCGAUGAUGACAUGGAUCAGCUUCGGGAUGUACCCAUUGACCAUUCGGAUUUGGUGGCUGAUCUUCUGAAAGAGCUCUCCAACCACAACGAGCGGGUGGAGGAGCGGAAAGGAGCUCUCCUGGAAUUGCUAAAGAUCACAAGGGAAGAUAAUCUUGGAGUCUGGGAGGAGCAUUUCAAAACCAUUCUGCUCUUGCUGCUGGAAACACUUGGAGACAAAGAUCAUUCAAUAAGAGCCCUGGCACUGAGAGUCCUGAGAGAGAUCUUACGGAAUCAGCCAGCAAGGUUUAAGAACUAUGCGGAGUUGACUAUCAUGAAAACACUGGAAGCACAUAAAGAUUCCCACAAGGAGGUUGUCAGAGCUGCUGAAGAAGCUGCUUCCACCCUGGCAAGUUCCAUCCACCCUGAGCAAUGCAUCAAGGUGCUUUGUCCCAUCAUUCAGACUGCAGAUUAUCCAAUUAACUUAGCUGCAAUCAAAAUGCAGACAAAAGUUAUCGAGAGGAUUUCCAAGGAAUCGUUGCAUCAGCUCCUACCUGAUAUCAUUCCUGGGUUGUUACAGGGUUAUGAUAACACGGAGAGCAGUGUCCGUAAAGCUAGUGUAUUUUGCCUAGUGGCAAUUUAUUCAGUAAUUGGAGAAGAACUGAAACCUCAUCUCGCACAACUCACGGGAAGCAAGAUGAAGCUACUAAACUUGUAUAUAAAGAGGGCCCAGACCACCAACAGCAACAGCAGUUCCUCUUCAGAUGUUUCAACGCACAGUUAAUGGAGAAAUGUGGACAUAUGUGUAGACUUAGAAGCAAUCAACAGUGCCUCUCAGAGACCUUUCUGCUACUCUUCACUGGCACGCUCAAUCAGCUUAAGGAGGCCAUGCAGAUAUUUAUUGCAAUCAGUAUUUUAGUCCCUUUAAAGCUUUCAUGUAGAAUCUUAUUGGUAUUGAAUGUAAAGGAAGCAAGGUCUGUGUUGCAGUCUUCAUUAGAAGUGAACAACAGAAAGCCAUACUUAAACAUAUUUGUAUAGCCUGC